AAGGUAAAAUCAGGUCAAAACCCCCCUUUAACGCCCCCCACUAGUUCAAUAUUUUCCCAGGCUCCUUGUCUUCUCAACGACCUCCGACCAUCGCCGCCGACAUCCCAAUUGCUGUUUGGCUGUCAACAAGUGAAAUAUGGAAGAAAUAAGACCCGAAGAUAUGGAACCCUUAAUAUCAUGGUCUAAUGACAAUGGUGGAGAAUUGUUAGUCUACCGGCCAAUAGAAGACACAAAUGCGUCUAGUUCAGAUGAUACAAAUGAUUCAGCCGGCACUUUUCAAGUCUCUCACCAUAUUGAUACGAUGACUGCGCGUCAGGGUGACUUGACAAAGUGUCAUUCUAUUGAUAUUACACGGGUACGAUUAAAAAAAACCCCAUCUGUUGAAGUACCCGAGACUGCCAAGAUAGAUCCUCCUCUAUGCAUGGAGUGUUUGCAUUUCAACUCAGUGAAUUCUAUAGCUUUUGGAAUGAGGAACUCCAUACAGAUACGCUACUUGAGACAGGACCAUGGGGGUGAUGAAAAUGAUUUUUACGCUAAUGAGAAGAUAAAGAAAAAGUUCUUAUUUGGAGGUACGAGGUUAAUGGACGGAAAGAAGGAUGGCGUCGCCGUAUGUAAGGAAUGGACAAGACGUGGCUCACAUGAGACUCGUGUGCUUGAUUUAUCUAUUAACCAGAAAAGAGACCUCCUUGCAAGUGCCGGUGCUGAUAAAGAGGUGAAAAUUUGGAGUCUCGAAACGUCAAAACGCCUAACAGACAUCAAACUACACGAACUUAAGGUUAAUGCCGUGAGCUGGCAUCAUGGAGGACGUUGCCUUUUGAGUGGAUCGAUGGAUAGAAAGAUAUACAUGAUGGAUUUGAGGGAAGACAUAACGAAAGUAGAAGGAACCAAGUGGUGGGAAACCAAUCAUGGUGUGAAAAGCUUGGCUUGGAAUCCGACGGUGGAUCACAAAUUCAUGGCUCUGCUAGAUGACGGUGAAGUUAUCUUCUAUGAUUCCCGGAAUUUUUCACCAGAGAAUUCAAUACCGGCUUCUGAAAAUAAAGCUGACAAGAUAAGUGCCGUUGCUUAUCACCCUUGUAAAAAAAAUGUUUUUGCCACGGGGUCAAGUUCGGGAGAGUUGAAGGUCUGGGAUCAGAAUCAAUUGAGCCAACAUUUGAGUGAGCAAAAAGUUUGUAAGGGAAAGAUCUCCAAGUUGACAUAUCGAACAAAUGAUCCAAUUUUGGCAUAUGCUUCUUCAAGCUAUGAAGUUGGGACCAUCAAGGAUGAGUCCUAAAUUUGGCAUAUGGUGAAGUUGGUUCUGUUUGUAUUGUACCAUGGAGCGUCUAAUCGUCAACAUUUUUUGGAAGCACUGUCAACAAAUCCCGAGGGAGAACCAUUUUCUUUUCUUUUUUUAUUCUAAAUCUUUUUUGGUCUCCUAUUGAAAGUUCAAAGUUGGCAUUGUUUUAUUUCUCGGCUCUUCUAGCUUUGUAUAUGGCUUUUAUAUAUGUAUUGCAAGUGAUAUUGAUGACUGAGAUUUUUUUAUUUCAUCUUUCUUUUAAGUUCAA
Erigeron canadensis is the source of this 1541-nucleotide messenger RNA. RefSeq lists its product as uncharacterized. Gene Ontology annotation, cellular component: nucleus. Bases 137 to 1270 code for a protein of 377 amino acids. Gene Ontology annotation, molecular function: protein binding. Gene Ontology annotation, biological process: rRNA processing. The record is from RefSeq and is a predicted model, not a curated record. Lineage: Eukaryota; Viridiplantae; Streptophyta; Magnoliopsida; Asterales; Asteraceae. The transcript has 13 exons.